Molecule: messenger RNA, 3511 nt
Organism: Anthonomus grandis grandis
Lineage: Eukaryota; Metazoa; Arthropoda; Insecta; Coleoptera; Curculionidae
Product: RNA-binding protein 33-like
Exons: 11
Coding region: 156-2189 (677 amino acids)
Molecular function (GO): RNA binding
Source: RefSeq, a predicted model, not a curated record
GUUGUCAAUGUCAACCACAAUCUUAUUAAUGUCCCAUUUAAUUUCCUAACCUAAGCAAAACUGAAAAAACUCCAAACAUCUUUAUCUUGUAUUCAUUUAUUUUUACUUUAGAAAAAGAAGUGUUACCAGUUUAAAAAAAUCUUAGGACUUCUGAAAUGUCGGAUUUAAAUGAAGAACUUUUAAGCGAUGACAAUGACGACUGCGUAGAUAUUGAAGAAGAAUUGGAAGAUGCCCUUCUUCAAGAUGAUCCUGAGGAAGAGGUUAUUAACUCCUCUCAAUUGGAUCAAUCUGAAACAGAGCCAAAAAACUUAUCUCUCCCUGACCAAGAGGAAGAAAAAAGUUCCAGGCCAGAUAAAUUUGCCACAGAAAGGAAACCAAUUACAGCUCCAGAACCUACAGAUAAUAAUGAGCAGCAAGUUAAUAAUAGAUUUCAAAGGUACAAUAGAGGUGGCAGAGGAGGUAGAUUUCCACAACAGAUGAGGCAAAGGGGCGAAAGAUUCACACAAAAUAGACAGUUUAAUAAUCCGAAUAGACAUAUGAGGGAUCAGAAUAGUUGUCCUAGAGGCAAAACUGUAUUUGUCAAUCCGAAUUUUCAAGGUGUGGUCAAAGUUAAUAAUAAUGCUGCUCGUCUAGCCUGGGAUCCGCAACAGCCAGCGCAUUCGCAGGUCCAACCAAAUCCUUGGUACAAUAAUACACCAGGAAACAUGAUGCAACCUCAAAUGCAAGAUUAUCGGCAUCAACAAUUUCAACCACCUAUGCAGCAAAUGCAAAGUUUACAACAUAUGCAACCAGUACAAAAUAUGGGUCCACUUCAAAUGCACCCAAUGCAAGGCCCUCCUCAGAUGCAACCGAUGCAAAAUAUGGGUUCCCCUCAGGUGCAAUAUGUUCCUCAAUAUCAACCAUCUUUUGGGGGACCACAGUAUGAGCCGAACCAGCCUCCCAAUGUACAGCCUCCGUAUUGGGACGGUCAAAUGCAAGUCUCACCAGUGCCAUUUCAGGGACCAAAUCACCAUCAAGGAAUGAUGCCGUACAUUCAAAACAACUAUGAUACUCAGCCUAUUAUAAUAAAUACCGCAAACCCGCCGCCUUGCAUCCAAAAUUCGCAAUAUAGUAACCAGUUCAAUCAAAAUAUAGCGCCACCUAUGAUGCAACAACAACCCGAAUUUAUGCCAACGAGCUUCCAAACCCAAGAUAUGAGGCAAGUUACUGUUCAGAACCACAGAAAUAGUUUUCACAACAAUGUGGGACAAAAUAAUCAUGAUAGUUUUUCGCCAAAGAGAAAAGUUGGAAAUGGUACAUUCUCUCAGAACAAAAAGCGGGUGCAGGAGAGAUUGGGUGUCAAAAUGCCACAAGUAAAGUCGAAAAAUUUAGCAUUUAAAACGGAGGAUCGUCCUUCUGUCGUAACAGAAGUGAAUAGAACCGAAAUGACCACUGUUAAAUUUACUGACGAUGAUACAGCUACAGCCGACCUUCGCCGAAAAAUUGAAGAACAAAAGAGAAAGCGGGAGGAGAUUUUAAAAUGGAAAGAGGCAAGACGACUAGAACAACUUAAGCAAGUCGAAACAGAGCAUAAUGAUGAAGCACAUACUGAAGACAUUAGGCCAGUUCAAAGACUGAUUCAGGGUCAAACGCGUGAACGGGGCGGAUAUCCACAACAAAACCGCUUACAGCAACAGCAGUCGAUGGCCAAUAGAAAACCGGUGCUGCAUCAGCUGACACAAGCGGACCACCAAACUAGUCCGACGGCACGUGGUUUGAGGGGCGGUCGAAACGCUCGAGUGAUAUUGAACAAUCGCACCGUUUCAGUGGCUGCGCCUUCCACGGUCACCUUAAACAAAAACAUCGUGCAACAGUCAGAAGAAGACGGAAGCGACGUGAAAUUGGACGAAGUGCAUUUGUCCAAUUUCCUGGAGAGCAGGAAGGUGCUGGUAGCGGACAAGGCGCUGAUGUCCACACGUCAAGUGUUCAUAAAGAAUAUCGCGACCAGCACGGGAGACAAAAAAAUUAUACAAAUAUGUAGGGAUAUCGGGGAAGUACAGAAGCUACACAGAGAUAAUAACGAACGGCAUGCAACCAUUACUUUUAAAAGCGUCGCAUCUGCGCACGCCUUUUAUAAGAAAUAUCAACGGCACUUACUCGAUUUAUCUAUGAUCGAAGUUACUCUCACUCCUGAGUCAACGCAGGAAUAGGAACUUGCGGUAAAAUGUGUAUUGUCAAAUUAAUGACAAUUACCUGUAAUUGUGCGUUAUAGUCGUUUAAGGGAAAUACAUGAAAUUUGACCUAUCAUAAAUAUACAGAUAAGUAAAGUAUGUAAAUAAUGUAUUAAUCGAGUUUGUCUGUCGUAUUUAGAAUCCACUGAACUUUUUAGUAUGUUUGCUUUUUUUGAAAAUUGUGUAUUACUAUUUUUCUUAGUAAUUAUGUAAUUAAUAGGAACGCAGUAAAUGAGAUGUUUUCUCUUUAAAAGUGCUAGAAUUUAGUUUUAUGUUUUAAAUUUUGGUGUUUUCAAAUGUUUUAUAGAUAAUAUAUUGCUGAAUAUAAGAUUAAUCAUUUGAAAUUUUUAAGAAAUGGUUUUGGAUCAUGUUCAAUUCAGAAAACUGGGAAAUAGCUCUUUAAGGAUAUUUGAAUUGAAUUUUUAUUCGACAGUUUUAUUAUUUUGAUUAUUAAAACCGAUUCACAUAAUGCCAUGCAGUAUUAACAAGUUAAAAUCGUUACAGAAAGUUGCUAUCUUAACUUUUAUCCCAAGUAUAUGAUAAGCAAAAUCAAUCGAAUCAAGCAAUACGAGGAAGCAUUGGGAAGAAACAAGUGUAAACUUGGUUAAUAAGCUGAUUCCAUAUCUGUGUUGUAAGUUCGCUACAGAGGCAAUUUCUUGUAACGCAGUUCUCCAAGUACCGACGUCUUUGGUCAAGCUACUUUUUACAUGCGUUUUUGCAAACUAUUUAUGUGUUACCAAAACUAUGUUGAUAAUUAUGGCUGGGUGUAAUUAUAGUUUAAUUGAAUUUUAUUUAAUGAUAAUAGGAAUAGAAUAUUUAGGCAUGGGAUCAAAUCUAUAAUACUUUACAGGCGUAUUGCACGCCUCUCGAACUGGCAUACUGAUGCUGAUUAUAUUCUGAUGUAACGGUCUAUCUGAUUCCCAACUUAAAUCAAAGCAACUACGAGCAGCAUUACUAUUGCCACUUCGAAAAAAGAUAUAGGGGGAUUACAAGCGCACUUCCCAAUAGAAAAGGUUUUUUUGGCAUUCUGAAAUAUCUUUAAAGAGCUCAGUUUCAAAAUACAGUAGAGUUUCAAUAACGUGAACUAAUUAGGAUUGAGUGUGUUUAUACUUUCGAGGAGUUCAUAGUAUUGGAUAAAGGAAAAACAUAAUGUACUUUUUUAUAAGGGAACUUUUGAACAUCAUAUUUUAAGGGAAAAUUAAACAAACAGUAGGUAUGAAUACUUAUGUAUACAGUAUAACCUCGAUUAUCCGAAUCAUUAAUUGCAAGUGCCCGUUCGUAUAAGCAAAAUGUUCGGAUAA